Molecule: messenger RNA, 534 nt
Organism: Ruditapes philippinarum (Manila clam)
Lineage: Eukaryota; Metazoa; Mollusca; Bivalvia; Venerida; Veneridae
Exons: 4
Coding region: 1-534 (177 amino acids)
Source: RefSeq, a predicted model, not a curated record
AUGUCAGUGUGGUUGUAUGUAGGUGUGGUUGUAUGUCGGUGUGGUUGUAUGUCAGUGUGGUUGUAUGUCUGUGUAGUUGUAUGUCAGUGUGUUGUUGUCAUGUGGUCAGUGUGGUUGAAUGUCAGUGUGGUUGUAUGUCGAUGUAGUUGUAUGUCAGUGUGGUUGUAUGUCGAUGUAGUUGUAUGUCAGUGUGGAUAUAUGUCAGUGUGGUUGUAUGUCAGUGUGGUUGUAUGUCAGUGUGGUUGUAUGUCGGUUGUGGUUGUAUGUCAGUGUGGUUGUAUGUCAGUGUGGUUGUAUGUCAGUGUGGUUGUAUGUCAGUGUGUGUGGUUGUAUGUCGAUGUAGUUGUAUGUCAGUGUGUGUGUGUGUUGUAUGUGGUUGUAUGUCGAUGUAGUUGUAUGUCAGUGUGGUUGUAUGUCGAUGUAGUUGUAUGUCAGUGUGUGUGGUUGUAUGUCGAUGUAGUUGUAUGUCAGUGUGGAUAUAUGUCAGUGUGGUUGUAUGUCGAUGUAGUUGUAUGUCAGUGUGGUUGGGAGUAA